This is a messenger RNA of Aspergillus eucalypticola CBS 122712, 539 nucleotides long. RefSeq lists its product as uncharacterized. Lineage: Eukaryota; Fungi; Ascomycota; Eurotiomycetes; Eurotiales; Aspergillaceae. The record is from RefSeq and is a predicted model, not a curated record. The coding region runs from base 30 to 236 and encodes 68 amino acids. The transcript has a single exon.
AGUAGUGCUGAUAUUAGGUAAUGGCCAGCAUGUCCACACACUCUCACAUCCUUUUUCUUUUUUCUCUUGGUUUGGUUUUUUCUUCUUCUUUUGCAAGCCAUCAUUUGAUGCCACUGGUCAGCUCUCUGCCAUGGUCAAUGAUCAUCACUGCCACAGAAAGCUAUGGCGCUCAGGGGACUAAACCCUCAUCGGGGUUAGCUUCAAGCUCUCUAUAUCCUAUCUUUAGCACCCGGUGACAACACAGUCGCCCUUGUCCCGUAAAAAGCGAGUCAGACAUUGUGGCACCCUCCAAAGGCGCGACAAAGUCACCCAGAAUUUCCCUGCCUCGCAAAUCGGCUACCCUGAAGCCCUGGACUGGCAGAAUUUGCCUCUUAUUUGGCGAUAUUUUGAGUAGCACACGAACGGCGGCAAUACCGGUUCUCUUACAUCAGGAAAGUCGCCACGCUGGAAGGUCGUCGGGUAGUUCCGCUUUGUAUGAACCUUGGAAUGUUUCUUACUUCACGGGUUACAACCGAUAUUACAAACUGUGGUCACUCCAU